UUUUCUUUAAAACUUUUCUUCAGUUCGUAAAAAAAUUAAGGUAAUUCAUGGUGUUUUUCUUGGAACUAAUAUGAAAAAUUGAUUGUUUUCAUCUCUCGUAAAAUUAAACAUUUGCUCAGAGAUCAAAGUUUCUUAGGUAAAUUUAAUUAAUAUGCUGAGCUCGAUGAGAAUGGACGACGACGACCUGUACAGCGGUUAUGGGGCGUCUUCUCCGUACGACCCGCAGUAUCAGGAAGACAUUCUGCACAAAAUGCUGACGGGAAACGGGCAAAUCCCGAAGCAAGCAAUGGCCAUGCCCAUGCGGCUUGGAACUGGUUAUCGCGAAGGCAGCACGAUGCACUUGAAGUCGGCUCUGGCGACCCGAAGGUUGACCACGGCCUCUUCGGGGACGGCGAGGCCCAUGACGGCGGUUCGAGGGGCCGGCUACACCUCGGGCAAAAGCAAACUCGACUCUUUCAGCCAGGCCACGGCGGGUCCAUCACCAACAACGGCAAAGGAAGAAACAUCCGCCGAAGAAAAAAUAAAAAAGAUGGAGUUGAAAAUAAUGAGUUUGGUCGAGAGUUCGUACAAAGUGCAGAAAACCGACAAAAGACUCGCGUUGGAAAAGGCCAAGGAAGCGUCUUCGAAAGAACGCACGCUGGCCCGAAUGCAAGAGCAGACCGGGUUCACCGAAAACAGAAACGUCGACCUGACUUUCUCUGUUCUGUUCAACCUGGCGCAGCAGUACGAGUCGUGCGGGCUGCUGCAGGAGGCCCUAAACGUGUACCAGGCGAUCACCAAGAAUCGCGUUUUCAGCAACGCGAGCCGCCUGAAAAUCAACAUGGGCAACAUUCACGCGCGGCUCGGCCAAUUCCAACGCGCCGUCAAGUUGUAUCGAAUGGCCCUGGACCAGGUUCCGAGCGCCCACAAAGACCUGCGGCUCAAAAUCAUGCACAACAUCGGUUUGCUCUUCGUCAAAAUGGGCCAGUAUCAGGACGCGUGCAUGAGUUUCGAGUUCAUCAUGCAAGAAAAACCUAAUUUCAAAACAGGCUUGCACAUGGCGAUUUGCUACAUGGUUGUGAAAGACGUGGAAAAACUGCGCCGCAGUUUCCGCCUCUUGCUGGAAGUGAAUUUGGACAUCGACGACGAAGAGAAAUACGCGACCUCUAACGAUGAAAUCGGGUCGAAUCUGUAUUUGGAGGGGAUUCGAAACGACGAGCUGCGGAAAGUUGAAAGGGAAAUGCAGCAGCAGGCGGAAAAGAGCAUCCUUUCCGCAGUCAAACUGGUCGCACGCGUUUUGGACGACGGAUUCAGCUGGUGCAUCGAGACUCUGAAAGGGUCCAACUACAGCAAUUUGGCCGGCGAGCUGGAGGUGAACCAGGCGAACGUGUUCCUCAGGCAAAGGGACAUUCCGUCGGCGAUGGCCAGUUUCCACGCGUUGACGGAAUCGCCCAAGACCGCGAGUGCGGCGGCCACCAACCUAUCUUUCCUCUCCUAUUUGCAAGGCGAUAUUUCGGGUGCCGAAGAAUGGGCCGAGAAGGCGCGGCAAACGGACUCUUACAACGCGGACGCAUUCGUCAACCUUGGCUCGUGUGCGUUUGCCCACGGCGAAUUCGACAAGGCGCGCUCCUACUUCAUGUGCGCCCUCGAAAAUGACCCGUCGUGUUUCUGUGCGCUCUUCAACCUUGGUUUGACCCACAAACGUCAGGGCAACCUGGAGGACGCGCUGGAGAGUUUCCUCAAGUUGCACAGCAUCGUUGGAACGGAGCCGCAGGUUUUGUACCACAUCGCCAAUUUGCAGGAGUUGUUGGGCGACUUCGAGCAGGCCAACGAGUGGUACCAGCAGCUCUUGGGCUACGUCCCCACCGACCCUGGGAUUCUGCAAAAGGUCGGCGACCUGCACGUCAGCGACAGGCAGCAGGCCUUCCAGUUCUACUUUGACUCGUCGCGGUUCUACCCGAGCAGCCUGAGUGCGAUCGAAUGGCUGGGCGCGUACUACGCCGAGAUGCAGGUGCCCGAGAAGGCGAUUCAGCAUUACGAAAGGGCCGUCCUGGCGCAACCGACGGAGCCGCGGUGGCCGCUGCUAAUUGCCUCGUGUCUGCGGCGCGGCGGCAACCACCAGGAGGCCCUGCGCCACUAUCAAGCUGUGCUCCACAAGUUCCCCGAUAACCUCGAGUGUUUGCGCUUCUUGAUUCGCAUUUGCACCGAUCUCGGCAUGAAGACCGAACUGGCCGAGUACGCGAAAAUGCUGAAAAAGGCCGAAAAGGCGCGCAUGGUCAAAGAGAGGAUUGAUAGCAGCAGACCAGGAUCCAGGAAAAGUGUGGGAUCGUCCCGAGGAGGCUCUGCUGCCAGCUUGGCUGGGUUCAACGACCAAACCAACAAAGCCAUGCCUUCGACGAGCACUCAUUACCCAAUUCAGGACCACUCUUCAGCGACGAGGCCACAUACUUCGGGUAGAAAUAUAGCAGACGACAUUUUAGACGAGGACAUUGAAAACGAUUUGCUACCAGAAUAAGAAGAAGGAACGUUGAUGAAAUGCUUCAAAUUUCUGACUCGCAAAAUACACACAUUCAUAAUUACAUAAUAUUACUUUAUCAUAAAUUGCUUUUUGGUCCUGCAUUCAGUCUUGCUUAAUUUUUCAAUUGCGUAUGAAUUUGUUAAUAUUUGGAUGAUUCAAGCAGAUUUUAAAAAUUAAAAAACAAAAAUCAUCACUAAAACUGAUAUAAGUUUUGAAUUCAAAUUUUCAACUCAAAUGUCUUCGUGCAAAAUAUUCCUGAUGUGUUGGACAAUUAAAUUAAUUGCCACCGUGUUU
This is a messenger RNA of Neocloeon triangulifer, 2791 nucleotides long. It is a transcript of the gene nompB, whose product is annotated as intraflagellar transport protein 88 homolog. Gene Ontology annotation, molecular function: kinesin binding. Lineage: Eukaryota; Metazoa; Arthropoda; Insecta; Ephemeroptera; Baetidae. Gene Ontology annotation, cellular component: ciliary base; non-motile cilium; centriole. The record is from RefSeq and is a predicted model, not a curated record. Bases 152 to 2494 code for a protein of 780 amino acids. The transcript has 13 exons. Gene Ontology annotation, biological process: intraciliary transport; non-motile cilium assembly.